Molecule: messenger RNA, 2363 nt
Organism: Dissoconium aciculare CBS 342.82
Lineage: Eukaryota; Fungi; Ascomycota; Dothideomycetes; Mycosphaerellales; Dissoconiaceae
Exons: 5
Coding region: 444-2363 (639 amino acids)
Source: RefSeq, a predicted model, not a curated record
AGUCCUGCCCCUUCUACUAUUGGACCAUCAUGUCCUCUAUUUCCAUCAUCAUCAUUCAUCGUCCCUGAGCUUUCGCUGACGAUGAUCAAGACAGAUUAAAGGAAGCAGCGAAGUGAGUGUCAUUGUCCGCCAUCGACCGCCGGGCUGAUUGCUGGGAACAUGGGGCACGACAGAAAAUCCUUUGGCCAUUUUCAUGAUCCCCGGAGUGUGGAACGACCUCUGACUGAUGAACCCGUUAUUCACAGUCGGAUAUCUUUGAAUAUCUCCAUAUCGCUUCACGCCUUCUGAGCCGUCAGCAUUUACAACAAAUCCAUCUCUUAUCAGACCUGCAGAAGACGUUUUGGACUUUUGGAUAAUAAGUUGGGAUCCACCAACGUUGGAGACAUCUUGGGCAGCUUUGCUGAGGAGGGAUCCUCUCUGCUGGGAGCGUGUUGAUAAAGAGCAUGAGCAUGGCCGGAGCGCAAGACCACGCUGCGGCUUACUUUGCGAGCUCGCCAUCUUCAUCCAUAAACCGAUCGCCCGACACUGCCUCCCUGGUCUAUCCCGACCGAGCCAUCAGGCCUCUUCCCAGGAGUCGAUUGAAGUCGAAAUUGUCCCCCGAACAGGUUUCAACGAUCGUCUAUCCCCUCGAGCCGCCACCGCGAGCACUCACACUCAAUUUCAAUGCCCGUGAGAACGGUAGCACGACCACCUCGCCUGCUCACAUGACCAACGGCGACGCCGCUUCUUACCACAGCCCUCAUCACCAUCACGAGCAUCGCACCGUCCACAGUCAUUGCACCUGCGGCGAGCACGGAGACAGUGGUGACGAAGAGGUGGAGUUUGAUCACCCCGACUUUCGAUAUCCUCCACUUCCUCAAGGCGAUGGUGUACCCGCGAAGUCAGGCGAGUCUCCCCAUCAGCGACUCCUCGCAGCGUCGCGGUCAUCAACCAAACCGCCUCCCCCGGGGUCCGCCGCUUCAUCUGCAGAUGGGUAUGAGAGUUUCGAGAAUACAUCGAAUAAGAAGAAGCGGAAAAUUCCACUCUCGGGCGUGUCGAACUUGCACCAAAGUCAAUUGAGCGCGGAGAUGGCAAACAUGGGCAUCAAUGGGCAUGGUGAUGAGACGGCAGAUGCGAGCAACAGCAACACUCCCGCGGGUGAACAACAGUCUCCACAGCAUUAUAACCAUGCGUCUUCAGGAAGUAUUAGCGCAGGCUCUGGUACUGGUAUCAGCGGCGCUGGUCGUGGCAGAUAUGGAAGACAGGAGGCUCGCGCUCGUCGGCCGCUAGGAAGCAGCACGAUGAAUGCGAUAAAUGGAUACAACCCAAGAGCUCCCUCGCGAGGGAACGAUGACAAACAUGGUCAGGACGGUGAUUACGAAACCACUGGAGGAAUAAUCUCACAAGCCAUCAAAACAGCCGCAGAACAAGGACCGCUCACGCCGGUAGGAAAGGGUAAAGAAAAUAUGAGUCUUCUGCAUGCCACCAAGUUGGUUGAUCAUCAUCCAUCAAAUUCGGCAUACUCUACUGGCAGUCCGACUCCGACGCGCACCGGGCCGCCAGUUGACAAAUCGCAUGGUACACAAACAAUGUCUUCUCGAAACCCAACCCCUCAGUACAACAAUCGGGCACCACCGGCACCUUCGACAGGCGCCAACCCGAAUGGAAAUCAUCAACAGAAUUCAGGUGUCAAUCCUGCGCCGGCACCUAAACCUCGACCUCGUCGGAAUCCCUCGAAGGAGUAUGCGCUGCAGGCACUCAACCGGCAGAAGCAGCAGCAGUAUCAAAAUUGGCACAGUCGAAUAAAGCCGGAAGAUAUGUGGAUUUGCGAAUUCUGCGAAUACGAGGACAUCUAUGGUGUUCCUCCGCUUGCCCUCAUCCGACAGUACGAGAUUAAGGAUCGCCAGGAGCGAAAGAAGGCGGCGGAGAAACGACGACUGCUGGAAAAGGCGAAGAUGAAAGGUCGGAAGAACAAGAAGAGCGGCGCAGCUGGCAAAGUCGGCAAGAAUGGCAGCAAUGGCGUCAACAACGCCGGAGGAAACGGCGGUGGAAACAUCAACUCUCAUCACCAGGACUACGACCCGAAUCUCCACCCUCUCGAACCCGGUGAGGAAUACUACGACGACGAAGACGAGGACGGCGAUGAGCUGGACGACGACGAAGACGACGAAGAUUACGAUGGCGACGAGUACGAACCUGUGCCCGGCGGCGGCAUGGACGAUCAUUAUCCGGAUCCUCGACAUCAGGAGUAUUAUCAUCCGCCGCCGGCCUCACGACUCAGCCAGUCUGCUCCGACGCCGAUGCCGCCGCCGCCUUCUCGCUCGUCUUCCUCCCUUGUUGGAGGAGCGCGUGGUGUGGAGGGCGGACGCGAGCGAAGAGUUUGA